AUGGCAUCUACAGAUUACAAACAGUACGACGUGGUGGUGGUUGGCGCCGGGCUCAGUGGCCUCCAAGCCGCUCACUGGGUGCGGGCGGCGGGCUUCAGCGUGUGUGUGGUGGAAGCAACCAACCGCGUUGGCGGGAAGACAUUAACUGCCCAAUCCUGUGAGAAAGGCUACAAUGAUCUUGGAGCAUCCUGGAUCAAUGAUACCAAUCAGAGCGAGAUGUUCAAGCUAUACGAGCGGUAUGACAUCGACACCGAGGUCCAACGCGACACUGGCGAGACUCUUAUAGAGUCGGCGGAUGGGUUAGUUACCAAAGUGCCCUUUGGGGAGCUCCCAGGAAAUUUGGAUGUCUUACUAAGGCUUCUCGCCGCGAUUCGAACUGAAUGUUCGCUGAUCGACUUGGACAACCCGACUAACUCUGCUCGCGCCAGAGAGAUUGAUCAACUCACUUUCCGAGAGUACUGCAUUCAAAAGACCCAAUCAGAAGACGCAAUUGCGCUUGCUAAUUUGCUCUCUGCAUGCCUCCUCGGCGUGGAAAGUGACGAAGUCAGUGCUCUAUACAUGCUUCUCUACUUCAAGAGUGGCGCUGGUAUCGACAACAUCAUCUCAGACCAGAAAGAUGGAGGGCAAUAUUUGCGGAACCGAAAAGGAAACCAAACAAUCUCCCAAAAGAUGGCAGAGGAGCUUGGUCCCGGCUCCGUCUUUCUCCGCAUGCCAGUCACUUCCAUUGACCAGUCGCAAGGCGGACGCUGUGUUGUUCAUACGGACGGCGGCAUGAUCUUUCGAUGCAAGAGAGUAAUUGUCUCUAUUCCUACUACUCUGUAUCAUAAAAUUGCCUUCAUACCUUCUUUGCCUGAGAAGAAGGCUACUCUGAGCGACAACACGGCGACGGGGUAUUAUACCAAGGUAAUCUACGUGUUCAAGGAGCCUUGGUGGCAAAAGGCUGGGUUCUCGGGCGUACUAGACUCAGACAAGGGACCGAUAAUUUUCACCCGAGACACAAGUAUCCCUAUGGAUGACCAGUGGUCUAUUACUUGUUUCCUGGUUGGUGAUAAAGGCAGAGACUGGUCCAAGCUACCCCGAGCCGUUCGCCUAAAGCAGGCCUGGGAGCAAUUCAGUCGAAGCUUUGGCAAAUUUGUCGACGUUCCAGUACCGACAAACAUGCUAGAAAUGGAGUGGACCAAGGAGGCUUUUUUCCUCGGUGCUCCUUGCCCGAUGACAACCCCGGGUGUGCUCACCAAGGUAGGCAAAGACCUGGCCACUCCUUUUGGACGGGUGCAUUUUGUAGGCACCGAGACCUCUCGUGAGUGGCGUGGAUACAUGGAGGGUGCUGUCCGAUCUGGACAGCGCGGAGGCACAGAGGUGGUCAAGGCAUUGUUAGCAGAACCUGCUGCUCAUCUGUGA
Messenger RNA from Penicillium daleae, 1401 nucleotides. RefSeq names its product flavin monoamine oxidase family protein. Gene Ontology annotation, molecular function: oxidoreductase activity. NCBI's taxonomy places the organism in Eukaryota, Fungi, Ascomycota, Eurotiomycetes, Eurotiales, Aspergillaceae. The transcript is spliced from 3 exons. Bases 1 to 1401 code for a protein of 466 amino acids. The record is from RefSeq and is a predicted model, not a curated record.